Molecule: messenger RNA, 1613 nt
Organism: Erinaceus europaeus (western European hedgehog)
Lineage: Eukaryota; Metazoa; Chordata; Mammalia; Eulipotyphla; Erinaceidae
Product: basic proline-rich protein-like
Exons: 5
Coding region: 1-1167 (388 amino acids)
Source: RefSeq, a predicted model, not a curated record
AUGAAGCGGGGGCCGCGCUCGCCUAUGAAGCCCGCGCCAGCCAAUCAGCGCCGCGCGCCGCCCAGCCUCCGGCCCCCAUUGGCUGUGCCCCUCGGGCCGCCGACUCGGGACCAGCCCGGCCGCCCCCUCCCCGCGCCCUCCCCGCGGCCCCCAAAGCCAGCGCCCCCCCCCGCCCGCGCCCCCUCUGCUCACCGGUGGCCCAGCGGGGAGCGACCCCGACCGCUGCCUCCCCAGCUCGGGCGCCGGCUGUCCAGGGGCUGGGGCCAGGGGGCAGCCGACGAGGGGCAGGAGCGGCGGGGCGCCCGCGGGCACCGGGCCGGGCGGGGAAUCGCUGCCGCCGGGGACUGCAGGGCGGGCGAGGGGGCCCGGAGGCUCGGGGGGUGGGGGCUCCCCUUCCCGGGCGUGGCCUGCGCUGCCCAGCGGCCGAACUGCCCGGGGCGAGGCCGCGGAGACCCGGCCUGGCGCCGACGCCGGCUGCGGGAGACGCCCGGAGGAAAGCCCUCGGUCCCCUCGGCUCGGGGGGCUACCGGCCGGGCCCGGCUCCGCGGUGCGCUCCGGCCCCCCGCUCCCGACCGGCUCUGGGCAGCGCCGGGUGGCGCUGGCUCCUGUGGUCUCGGCGCCCGGCUGUCCGAGGCCGGGGCUCCGGGAGGUCGCCGCCUAACUUCGAGCGGUAAGCGAGUCCCCGGGGUCCCACGAAGCUGCCCAGAAACACCGUGCCCGCGACCCUCCGGAGUCCGGCCAGGCUGUCCAGCUCCAGCUAGAACUCCGGCCGGAGAGCCCAGGCAGCCGGCCCCCUGGCUGCCCGCGGGAUGGCAGCGCCAGAGCCCAGCGGAAGCUUCGUGCAAGACUGUGAUCUGCGCCCCAGCUGCGGGGCGGUGGCCGCCCGAAGACCCCUGGACGCAGAUUAUCGGAGCCCUUUCAGAGCGCGCACAACAAAUGCGCCCGCCAUCGAAUGCAUCAUUUACCACCGCAGAUCCGCGCACUGAUGGGCAGCCGAUAGCCGGCCGCGGGGGCCACGCUGGGCCCGGGAGCCUGCGCCGCCCGCCCGCCCGCCUGGACUCCCCGCAUGCACCCCCGGGUGCGCCCCGCGUGUCUGGACGGGCCCGCAUGCGCCCCCGGGGACUGCCUCCGAGCAGGCCAGGGUGUGUGCUCGGGCGGUGCCCGUGAGCCCCGGCACCUGCGUUCUGGGCGCGCGUGCGGGAACACCUGGGCGGCGGGAGGCUGCGGGGGAGAGCGGGCAGUGUGUCAUCCGCGGCGGGGAGCAGCGGGCGUGCAAGCCCUGUGCAUCCUCGACGUGUGCGCCCUGGACGGAGCGGUGGCGGGGCGCACCGCGGGCGGAGGUCACGGCCACGGGGGGUGGUCGGUCACCUUGGCGCCGCGUGUGAGCCUGCGGGUCCCAGCUGGCUCCUGGGUGUUUGCGGGCGGGGGUCGUGCAAGUCCGUGCAGCCGAGCUCACGAGUGGCCGCCUGGAGAGUGGGGGGCCCCGGGCUGGGACCUGCGGGGGCGCCUGUCCACAGCGCCCAGGGGCCUGUGUGCGGGCCAGCGGGUGUGGACGUGUGGACUCACUUCUGAGCGCCCCGGAGAAAGCCUCUCCAGCUGGAGGGCGUGUUGUG